AUGCCCGCAAGUACUGCGCAACUCAUCGACUUCACACCUUCUCACGUGUAUGGAGACUCUUCGGUGCCGAACUCUCUCACACUCGCUUCUUCUCACGGUUGGAUCUAUUCUCACACGGAUCCAAUCCUCUGUCAUCCACGUCACAAACCCAUCCAACAUGCCUCCGACUCAACUCAACAAACCAAAGCUUCGCGUUUUCUCAUUCCCUCUCUCAGGAGCACUCCGCGUACUCUUCGGCCUAAUCUUCCUUUACUGGCUUACACACUUCCCCCUGGGAGGCUGGGCCCAAUAAGCCUUCCGUUAGAGUACGGCAUCCUCAGAACUAUUGUCAAGUGGGUAUUGUACUCGGUCGCCGCAGUACACGCCUGGGAAGCUAGCACUGCGUAUAAGCUCAGCACGGAUCAUCGCGCUCCAGCCUCGGUCACCAUUCUUUACACUUUGUCGACUUUUAUUUUCGGCUUUCCCAUCUUGAACGAAAUGGACCGCCAAAUCAGGCGUUCCAGGACAGAGACUAUUUCGGCGAAACGGUCAUCUUAA
Messenger RNA from Cantharellus anzutake, 537 nucleotides. RefSeq lists its product as uncharacterized. The record is from RefSeq and is a predicted model, not a curated record. The coding region runs from base 1 to 537 and encodes 178 amino acids. The transcript has 3 exons. Lineage: Eukaryota; Fungi; Basidiomycota; Agaricomycetes; Cantharellales; Hydnaceae.